ACCAUUUCUUCUCUCUUCCCCUCUACCCUUUGUUUAUCAACGUUUUCAUCUUCAUAGCCAAGACAUCCAAGAAUAGAAGUUGAAAGGUUUUAGAGCUCAUCAAAUACUAAUUCCUUUCAUUCAUGGCUCUCUUAAUUCUCUUCCUACUAACCUGUGUAUCACUUCCAUUGGCUACACCAGAUCCCAGCGACGAGUCUUGUUUAACUCACUUAAGCCAAACUUUGAAAGACCCCUUAAACAACCUGCGAAACUGGACCAAAUCCACCUUUGCGAAGCCUUGCAGCGGUUUCACUUCUUAUCUCCCUGGCGCCACAUGUAACAACGGUCGAAUCUACAAGCUUUCCCUUACCAACCUCUCUCUCCAAGGCUCUAUCUCGCCUUUUCUCUCCAAUUGUACCAAUCUUCAGUCGCUUGAUUUGUCUUCAAACUCUAUAUCAGGUCCCAUCCCUCAAGAUUUACAGUACUUGGUCAACCUGGCCGUGUUAAAUCUUUCAUCAAAUCGUCUAGAAGGAGAGAUCCCUCAGCAGCUUACGUUAUGUGCUUAUUUAAACGUCAUUGAUCUUCACGACAAUUUGCUUACCGGUCAGAUCCCUCAAGAAUUAGGCCUUCUGGCACGCUUGUCAGCUUUCGACGUCUCUAAAAACAAGUUUUCAGGGCAAAUACCAGCAUCUUUAGGGAACAGAAGUGGGAACUUGCCGAGGUUCAAUGUUACUUCUUUUGAAGGAAACAAGGGUCUUUAUGGAUACCCUUUACCACCUAUGAAAAGCAAAGGCUUGUCUGUUUUAGCCAUUGUUGGAAUCGGAUUGGGAAGUGGACUUGCUAGUUUGGUGCUUAGCUUUACUGGAGUUUGUAUUUGGUUGAAAAUUACAGAGGAAAAGAUGGCAGAUGAAGAAGGGAAGAUGAGUCAGUUCAUGCCUGAUUAUUAAAAACUUCCAUAUUUGAUUUAACACGCCAUUGAAGAUUACUGAGCUAAAAUGGAAAGAUUGGUAAUCCCAGGUAUGUUAUAAUUCUUCUUCCUUUCUUCUCAAUUUCGGUGAGGAAUUUGGGCUAAUCUCUUUUGACCGAGUUUUUUUUGGGGAGAAUUUUUUUUCUUCUUGUUAGUUUUCUUUUGGGAGAUUUUCUGUAGUAUUUGAUUUUCAACAAUGUAUAUGGAGUAAUUCAAACAUGAGCCUGCCAAUUUUCAAAUUGCAAUCUUGUUUUUUCUCCAUGGAGUGCAUGGUUUGAUGGAACUGCACUGUUAUGUUUGUUGGUGGCAAUGGCUUGGAGAAAAGAAAAAGAAGAAGAAAGAAAUUGGUGGGGACCUAGAUGUUUAAAAAGUACUGAGGACUGAAACACGGUUGCAUUUAUUAAAAAAAAUGCACUUUAACAACUUGGGAUUCUCGUGGGUUUGUUCAUGUGAGCUGGUGGUGCAUGGUGGGAGACCAGCACUGCCUCGUAGUCGUAUGUGUAAAAUUUGUAUACUAUUUUAUUCCUUACAACAAAAUUUUAACUCUUUAGGCUUUUGGUCAAAGCCCCGAACCCAACAUUCUGGACGGUUUCCUGCUUAGUUCCGAGUCUCUCACCGUUGCAUCUAAAAGAAAGUUUUGUUUUCAUGAGUUCAAGACACUUGGAUUUCCUUGCCCUUCUCUUUGGGUUCUUUUUUUAGUUUAUGGGGAAAAUUUCAUCGAGAA
Molecule: messenger RNA, 1670 nt
Organism: Hibiscus syriacus
Lineage: Eukaryota; Viridiplantae; Streptophyta; Magnoliopsida; Malvales; Malvaceae
Product: receptor-like protein 44
Exons: 1
Coding region: 123-926 (267 amino acids)
Molecular function (GO): protein binding
Source: RefSeq, a predicted model, not a curated record